ACCCCUGGGACCCCUGGGGCCGGGGAGUGUGUUCCAUCCGCCAGCCACCCGGCGUCGGGCGCGAGAGGAGGCGGGCGGCAGGGGAGCGCGAGCGGUAAGUGCUGCGCGCAGGGCUCUGCGGGGCACGUGACGUCCGCGAAGGCAGAAAUGUCUUUCCUCCAGGAUCCAAGUUUCUUCACCAUGGGAAUGUGGUCCAUUGGUGCGGGGGCCAUAGGGGCUGCUGCCUUGGCACUGAUCCUGGCCAACACAGACGUAUUUCUGCCCAAGCCCCAGAAAGCAACGCUGGAGUAUCUGGAGGAUAUAGACCUGAAAACACUGGAGAAGGAACCAAUGACUUUUAAAGCAAAGGCGCUCUGGGAAAAUAAUGGAGCUGUGAUUAUGGCUGUGCGGAGGCCAGGCUGUUUCCUCUGUCGAGAGGAGGCUGCAGACCUGUCCUCCCUGAAGCCCAAGUUGGACGAGCUGGGCAUCCCCCUGUACGCAGUGGUAAAGGAGCAGGUCAAGACUGAAGUGAAGGACUUCCAGCCUUAUUUCAAAGGCGAAAUCUUCCUGGAUGAAAAGAAGAAGUUCUAUGGUCCCGAAAGGCGCAAGAUGAUUUUCAUGGGAUUUGUCCGUCUGGGCGUCUGGUACAACUUCUUCCGGGCCCGGAGCGGAGGCUUUUCCGGAAACCUGGAAGGCGAGGGCUUCAUCCUUGGGGGAGUUUUUGUGGUGGGACCAGGAAAGCAGGGCAUUCUUCUGGAGCACCGAGAAAAAGAAUUUGGAGACAAAGUAAACCUAGUUUCUGUUCUGGAAGCUGCUAGGAAGAUCAAACCACAGACUUCAGCCUCAGAGAAAAAAUGAUUGUGUGAAACUGCCCAGCUCAGGGAUAACUAGGGCUCUCACCUGUGUUCAUGGGAUGUGUUGUGUUUCCACUGCUGUCCCUAAGGAGUUAGAAACCCAUUUAUGCCAUAUUCUCAGUAUAGACAAUUAACAUAUUUUAAUAUUGUACUCUGUUUAGGCCUAAUAAGGCAAAAUAACCCCCAAACAAGACUGAUAAAAAUCUAAAAAGCUAAUUAAUAAGGCUUAUUUCAGCUAAAACCUGGAAAAUAUGAGGCUUAAAGUUGACUGCUACACCUCAUUACAAACAUAUAUGGUGUUUGAGUACUGUUAUUUGAAAUGAUUUUUAUCUUUGUGUCUUUAAAAAUCUAAGAAAAGUUGGUGAUUGACUUGAAGAUUAAGGGUAUAAGGUUUUGGUUUGUGUUUUCAAUGAAUGAUUCAUGUUAGUGAUUUUGCUGUCUUUCCUAGAGGAAUGACUUGGCAUUUAAAAUUGGUAGCUGCUUUCCUAUUGAUGGUUUUCUAGCCUAAUUUGGUGACUGAGGAGGAAAAAGGACAGAGAAGAUGAAAUGUAACUUAGUUCAUUGGUUUGUUAUGAUUUAUUAUAUUAUUUUAAAGUAAUACUCGUAUAAAAGAACUGAUGUGCUUUGGAUGGCUUGAUAAAGGUAAACUAUAAAGUGAAAUCUAUUUUUUCAUUGUCUUCCAUUCUAAUCUUGGAGAUUUCAUUUUCUAGAAGAAAUGAUCAAUAAAAUUAGGCUCUAAUAAAAUUAGGCAUCAGAAAUUGCCCAUAUAUACAAACGUUUCUGACAAAACUAACAAUAAAAAUAUUUACCAUAAUAACGGCUGAAUUUAUUAAAUCAGUGGUGCCAAAGACACUGAACAUGAAAAAUCAGUAUUCUGCAUGUGUAUGGGGUAGGGUCGGGGGAGGAGUUCCUCUAGUUCUGAUGAUCUAAGAGGUUUCCAAAUGCCCAGAAAAGUUCAUCCUGUCAUUCAUGUUAGUGAUUUUGCUGUCUGUCUUUCCUAGAGGAAUGACUUAGCAUUUAAAAUCGGUAGCUGCUUUCCUAUUGGUGGUUUUCUAGCCUAAUUUGGUGACUGAGGAGGAAAAAGGACAGAGAAGAUGAAAUGUAACUUAGUUCAUUGGUUUGUUAUCUUUGAAAUUUUGUCAUGUGAGUAAGUACGAGGUCAGCAAGAGCCUGAAGGGAGCUCUGCCCUAGGGAGUCUGCUCAAGGCACCAAAUUGGCCCAGGAGUAGGAAGGCGGGGAUGGGAGUCCAGAGAAGAGGAGUACAGUGGUCCCCUCAUGUGUAUAUGUUCCAAGACUCCCUGUGGAUGCCUGAAACCAUGGAAGGUAUUGAACACUAUGCAUACUGUGUUUUUUCCUAUACAUACAUACCUAUUAUUUUAAUUUAUAAAUUAGACACAAUAAGA
Molecule: messenger RNA, 2236 nt
Organism: Eubalaena glacialis (North Atlantic right whale)
Lineage: Eukaryota; Metazoa; Chordata; Mammalia; Artiodactyla; Balaenidae
Gene: PRXL2A
Product: peroxiredoxin like 2A
Exons: 6
Coding region: 148-837 (229 amino acids)
Source: RefSeq, a predicted model, not a curated record